Messenger RNA from Rhodofomes roseus, 1257 nucleotides. Its product is annotated as acid protease. Gene Ontology annotation, molecular function: aspartic-type endopeptidase activity. Gene Ontology annotation, biological process: proteolysis. The transcript is spliced from 6 exons. Lineage: Eukaryota; Fungi; Basidiomycota; Agaricomycetes; Polyporales; Fomitopsidaceae. The record is from RefSeq and is a predicted model, not a curated record. The coding region runs from base 1 to 1257 and encodes 418 amino acids.
AUGUUCCCCAAGGCCACUCUCGUCGCUACCGUCUCUCUUGCGCUGCUUACCUCUGCGAACCCUAUUGACCGGGGAACGGGAUCGUCGAUCCCUUUCGCGAAGCGCAGUGGGCUCACCACGGAGGACGGCAUCUUUGACCAUCAGAGGGCCAUCAUCAGUACGAUCCAGACUCACAACAAGCAUCGCAGGAACUUGAUGAACCUGCAGGCAAACGAUGCCGCAAGUAUGAGCGAGGGUGCUGAGGUCAGGCCGCUCCGAACGUACGACAGUCUGGACAAGCGCCAGAAGGAAGCAACCACUGACGAAGGGAGUGACCUCGAGUGGGCUGGCACCAUCUCCAUUGGCACUCCUCCGCAGGAAUUCCUGAUCGACUUCGACACCGGGUCUGCCGACCUAUGGGUGCCGUCGACCAACUGCACUCAGUCCGCGUGCAGCUCUAAGCACAAGUACAAUGCAGCCAACUCAUCGACGUCUGCGAUGCAGUCGGGCACAUUCUCCAUUCAGUACGGCGAUGGUUCCACAUCCUCCGGACCCGUCCUCACCGACACCGUCUCGGUCGCGGGUAUCAAGUCGACAGGGCAGUACCUCUCUGCCGUAACGUCGCUGUCGAGCGGCUUCGCCGCCGAUCCGCUCGACGGUAUCCUCGGAAUGGCGUACCAGAAGAUCUCGACGCUCAGCCACCCGCCGUUCGUCAACCAGGCGAAAUCUGAGGGCAGCAUCAAGGAUGCUGUCUUUGGCAUGAAGCUCGCACACACCGGGUCUGAGUUAUACAUCGGCGGGACCGACACUUCACUCUAUCAGGGCUCGGUCGAGUACCACGCCAUCACCGGCUCGGGCUUCUGGCAGAUCUCGGGAGCAAGUGCGCUCGUUAACAACAAGACCACCAACUCUGGUUUUCAGACUGUCAUCGAUAGCGGCACCACCAUCAUGUACGGUCCGCCCAGCGCUGUCAAGACGUUCUACGCCUCCGUGCCGGAUUCAUCGGUCUUUGACUCGACCAACGGCUUCUACCAGUUCCCAUGUGACUCCGUCCCCCCCGUCGCUUUCAACUGGGGCGGUAAGAACUGGAACGUCAGCGCGGCGAACUUCAACCUCGGCCAAACGUCGAGCGGAUCCAAGUACUGCGUUGGUGCUCUGGCCGGCCAGGAUCUCGGCCUCGGGGGCAACGUGUGGUUGCUCGGGGACAGCUACAUGAAGAACGUGUACUCCGUCUUCUCAUUUGAUCAGAACUCCGUCGGCUUUGCUGCGCUGUCUUAG